This is a messenger RNA of Durusdinium trenchii, 1497 nucleotides long. NCBI's taxonomy places the organism in Eukaryota, Dinophyceae, Suessiales, Symbiodiniaceae. The record is from the annotation of a GenBank genome assembly.
AUGGCGGCACAGAUGAUCUGGCAGCUCUUUUUCCUGCGGCUCCCGCUUAUGACGCGCGCCGCGCGGAUUGGAAUUGUCACUAUGCACUCUCCAGAGAUCAUGUCCUAUGCCAACACCACCAGUUUAGUCAACCAAGAGUAUGCUGAGCGCCACGGCUAUGGCUUUCACAUCCUGAACCACACCGUUGAUACCACACGUGUUCCUCACUGGUCUAAGAUCCACGCACUUUUGAUUCAUCUCGCAGACUACGACUUUGCUUUCUGGAUCGAUGCUGAUGCCAUGUUCUAUGACCACAGUCGAAGAAUUGAAGAUGUUCUUCAAGUCCAAGACCCCACGGUGGAGCUCUGGAGCCAAGAUAUUUGGCCGGACUAUCCGACCUUGCACCGAAAGGAGAAGAUGGAUGGAGCGACCUUCUUGAUUCGAAAUAGCGAAUGGGCCAGACGCUUUUUGCUGGAGAUGUAUUUCUAUCCACCUUGCAUCCAGUUCCUGAACUGGACAGAGCAGUAUUGCUUGACGCUCGCUUACAACGCGAACUUGCUGAACGUCCGGGAGAAGACACUGAUCCUGCCCACACCGACUCUGAAUCACCACCGCAUCCCUGCGCUGGGCCUCCAGAGGCAGCUCUUUAUUUGGCACCUGGCUGGCCGCUCCACUAAGCAAAGGGCCAGCCACAUGAAGCUCGUCUAUGAAGAUUAUGGGAGCAAGUUUCAGGAGAUCAAGUAUCAGUCUUUCUGGAAUUUCUAUAAGCUCUUUGAAGACGACAACUUUGGUGACUUGGCCUCUUUGCAAUUGUGCGUGUUCGGCCUUGGUGAGAGACAUCAGUCCAUGAUCGAAGCCAUGUUGUUCCACUUUCCGUAUCACACGGGCUUUGUGGUGACCCGUUCCGGCUCGCCGGGGCUUUGGACUCAGAUGCGGCAGAGCGAGGCGAUCGGCGACAAGUUCGGCAGCCGCAUGGCCUCCCUGGACCUUUGGGAAUAUCGUGCUGGGCGAACACGCGAGGGUGAGGACAUGGUCACAGGCUUCUUUUGCGACCUGAUGGUCCUGGGCGUGGAGAGUUGGAGACACUUGUCUGAGGGCGCCUUGACCUUGCCCUCCUUCGCGCGCGCGGGGCUGGAAGGCUAUCAGGGUCCACGAGGCCAAGGCUUUGGCUAUUCCGGAUUGAAGGAUGUUUACAUGGUGAUCCUUCACGACUCCUGUGAAGGCACUCCUUCGAACCUGAAGCUAGACUCGGAUGAUGAGAAUGGUCGGGCGAUGGAGGCCGCAUGUCACCUGGUCUCUGAUUUUGAGAUCUUGGUGGAUGAGGUCUACGCAGGAGCACAAGACGAGGAUGCACCAGAGCGCAACGCGAUUUUUGUGCUCGACAAGCCUGGAGGUGACGAGAAGGUUCCUUGGGAUUCGGUCUCCCCUGAGCGUUGGGGCUCCAAACGUUUGGGCCAAGUGACGUUGGCACGACUGCCGCGCUACGCCUUCCCGAAGACCCAGUGGGCUCAGACCUGA